UCCGGCGCCCCGCUGCUGUUUGGCCGUUUCCAUGGCUACGAAGCCGGUCCUCUGGGAGUCCCCGAGCGAGAAAAUGAAGCUCAAGAGCCUCCUGCUUCGUUACUACCCACCAGGAAUUAUGUUGGAAUAUGAAAAGAGUGGAAAAUUGAAGACCAAAUCCAUAGAUUUGCUUGAUCUCAGUCCAAGUACUGAUGUCAAUGCCUUAGUAGAAGAGAUACAGAAAGCAGAACCUCUAAUCACUGCUUCACGAUCAGACCAAGUAAAACUUCUAGUACAGAGGUUACAAGAUAAACUCACGCAGCACAGCAGCCACCAAUUCUAUCUUUUUAAGAUUCUCCGAGCACAUAUACUGCCACUGACUAAUGUCGCACUUAAUAAAUCGGGCUCCUGCUUUAUCACAGGAAGCUACGACCGGACGUGCAAACUGUGGGACACUGCAUCUGGAGAGGAACUUCACACCCUGGAAGGUCACAGGAACGUGGUGUAUGCCAUAGCAUUCAACAAUCCCUACGGUGACAAAAUUGCCACUGGGUCCUUCGACAAGACCUGUAAACUGUGGAGCGUAGAAACGGGAAAAUGCUACCACACCUUCAGGGGCCAUACAGCAGAAAUAGUGUGUUUAUCAUUCAAUCCUCAAAGCACGGUGGUAGCUACUGGAAGUAUGGACACAACAGCCAAACUGUGGGACAUCCAGAAUGGAGAGGAAGUAUUCACUUUAACAGGACAUUCAGCUGAAAUCAUCUCCUUGUCCUUCAACACCUCAGGAAACAGGAUCAUCACGGGGUCUUUUGAUCACACAGUUACAGUGUGGGACGCUGGGACUGGAAGGAAGGUGUACAUCUUAAUUGGACAUUGUGCAGAGAUUAGCAGUGCCUUAUUCAACUGGGAUUGCUCUCUGAUAUUAACUGGCUCUAUGGACAAAACCUGCAUGCUGUGGGAUGCUACAAAUGGAAAAUGUAUGAUAACAUUAACAGGCCAUAAUGAUGAAAUACUAGACAGCUGUUUUGAUUACACUGGAAAGCUUAUUGCAACUGCUUCAGCUGACGGAACAGCGAGAGUUUUCAGUGCGGCCACAAGAAAGUGCAUUACUAAAUUGGAAGGCCAUGAAGGUGAGAUUUCAAAGAUUUCUUUCAACCCCCAAGGGACCCGUCUUCUAACGGGCAGCUCUGACAAAACGGCGAGACUCUGGGAUGCUCAGACUGGUCAAUGCCUCCAGGUGCUUGAAGGGCACACGGAUGAAAUCUUUUCGUGUGCUUUUAACUAUAGCGGCAACAUAAUCAUUACAGGCAGCAAGGAUAAUACCUGCCGGAUAUGGCGUUGACUGAAGAAAGCCAGUCGGUAUGAGAACUUGCUAGCAACGGGAAUAAGACCAGGAGCGUCACAGAGAGCAAGCAAGCUAUUUUGCUAUUUCUGAUGUUUUCUCUUUUCCCACAAGUCAACUAUUUGCACACUGUUCUUGGGUUCACAGAUAUGACCAUUAAAACUGAUGAAGUUAUAUCAUUUUGUGAUAUUAUUUGAUGGAGAUGACAGGAAGCAGCAUAAUGUUUGGCAAAUGUCACUGGUUAUUUCUAUUUUGUUUUAUUUCCUAAUAGCAUCAUGAGAUUGAUAAAAUCAGAGUAAUUUAGCAAUGUGUCUCCUAGAUCCUACUUUGAAAGAUAUUAUUAUAAUUUUUGUUGAAUAAAGUUUUUGGAG
Molecule: messenger RNA, 1692 nt
Organism: Pteropus alecto (black flying fox)
Lineage: Eukaryota; Metazoa; Chordata; Mammalia; Chiroptera; Pteropodidae
Gene: DAW1
Product: dynein assembly factor with WD repeats 1
Exons: 13
Coding region: 32-1321 (429 amino acids)
Molecular function (GO): protein binding
Source: RefSeq, a predicted model, not a curated record